AUGCCAAGCAGAAACCCGUUCGACAAGGUCCGCCAGCCCGCCAGCCCCCUCCCCCAUCUCUUUCCGCCCACCCCCCCGCCCCUGCCCCUGCAGCGCGCGCAGGCGCGAGCGGCGGUGUCGACGGCGUCGGAGCAGGCGGCCUCUGCGGGGACUCCGCUGCGGCCGCUGCGAGUGAUGAUCUCGGGCGCGCCCGCGUCGGGCAAGGGCACGCAGUGCGAACUCAUCGUGCACAAGGUGGGGCUCCGCGCUCAGGGGAACGAGUGCGUUAUUUCACAGGAACGAGUGCGUUAUUUCUCGCUGCCGUCCACCUUCUUCCCUUCCUUCCAUCCACCCGCCCUUUCACCCCCCCGCGCACCUCUGUAUGACUCCACACGCCCUCGUCUCUCCCUCGCCCCGUUCUCCCGUGUGCGUCCUCCUGCACCCUUCCCCCCUGCCCCCCUGCCCCUUUUCCUCAUGCCUGCCCCCUUUCCCCCCUGCCCCCUGCCCCCGUGCCCUCUCUUGGACCCCCUGUCACCCCUCCCCGCCUCCCCGUGCAUGCUGGUGCGCGCGAGCAGUACGGUUUGA
Closterium sp. Naga37s-1 is the source of this 564-nucleotide messenger RNA. NCBI's taxonomy places the organism in Eukaryota, Viridiplantae, Streptophyta, Zygnematophyceae, Desmidiales, Closteriaceae. The record is from the annotation of a GenBank genome assembly.